This is a messenger RNA of Camelina sativa (false flax), 1371 nucleotides long. RefSeq lists its product as uncharacterized. NCBI's taxonomy places the organism in Eukaryota, Viridiplantae, Streptophyta, Magnoliopsida, Brassicales, Brassicaceae. The record is from RefSeq and is a predicted model, not a curated record.
CUUUUUUUCUUUUUAUAUUUUUUUUGCCUUGAGUAGGUAUUCUCAUUUUUGCAAUUCAACUCUUUCUCUCUUUCUAGUGCCUACUGGUCAUCUGACGAAUCUGGGGUUUCUCAAAAGUCAUGAGUGGGAAAUCAUCAGCUCGUUUGGAAAAAUCGGGGAAGAACAAGACGAUCUCGCCGGUGGAUACUGCCGGAAUAAGCAAUUUGUUUGCUCAAGAGGGUAUUUUGGCGACAAAACAUGAAAUUCUCAAGGAGAAUCAUGAGAAUCUGCUCAACGAUUACAAAAUCCUUGAAGAAAAUUUUAAGCAUGUCAAUGAGAUGAAUGAGGUGAUGAAGUUGCAUCUUGAAACCCCGAUCAAGAAGCUCGAGGCGAAGAAUCAGCAGUUGCUCGAGGAGUUAGAGAAAGAGAGGAGUGAGACGGAGGAGUAUAAGAAGGAGAUGAAGAGAAUGGAGAGUGAGAAAGAGGCCCUCAUCAAUGAAAUGAGGGUUAAGAAUCAGGAGCUCUUGAUUGCGAAAGAGAAAGGAGAGGAGGAGCUUAAGAUGAUGGUGGACAAGUAUGGUGAAUUAAAAGUGAGAUCUGGUGCGUUUGAAUCACAAUGUUCAUUCUUGAAAUCGCUCUUUGAUGCUAACAAUCACACCAGUCUAGGAUGUAACGAUGUGUCUUUCACGGAUGAGGUUACUGUGGUGGAUGAUGAUCAUAAUGUGACUGGCAAGAAUGAGGAGGCUAUUGUGGUGGAUGAUCAUCAUAAUGUGACUCUCACGAAUGAGGUUAUUGUGGUGGAUGAUGAUAAUGUGACUUUCAAGACUGAGGUUAUUGUGGUUGAUGGUCAUAAUGUGAAUAAUAACACUGCAGCAGAUGCGAUUGUGAUCAGUGACGAGAGUGAUGCCGAAAAUGAUAAUCCUACUCCAAGAAAGAGCAACAUCAUCCCUCAAUGGCCUGUUAAUAUAAAACAAGAACAACAAUCCGAUGUACCAAACUCAUCAAAAGCAAAUGAUGUAUUGUCGUCAUCUUCGUCUUCAUCUUCAUCAUCAUCAUCAUCAUCAUCAUCAUCAUCAUCAUCAUCAGAUGAAUAUGUAUCAGUUCAGCUUCCCGUUAAAAGGUCCCGGGAUGAUUAUAACAAGUCUUGAAAGCAGUGAACACAGAGUUCGAAGUUGAAGUUGCUCACUCUUUAAGUUAAGCUAGUGUAAGGUGUAAACUUAUCAUCAGUCUCCGGUGUAUUGUUUUUUUUUGUCCCGGAGUUUUAACAUUUUUUUUAGGAGCUAAUCCAAAACGAUUAGGUGAAUAUUUUGUUUGUCUGUUUUUGUAAACAGCACAUGUUCGGAUUACUCGGCUCUAUAUAUCAAAUAGUGAAUCUAUCUGAGUUCUUCUUCA